AUGGAUGAUAUCAAGGCAUCACUCGUCGGCUUAACUAGAGGCGAAAAUAAGCUAGAAAAUCUCAGAAAUGCUAUAGACAACAGUCAAUUACCAAUAGAUGACAAGAAAGCGCUUGUAGAGGCCACUAUCAGGGAAGAAAUACAAUCGUAUUCUACGACACGAUCAAUAGCACCUCAAUACUCCGAUGAUAAAGUCACAGAUCCAUAUCACACCGGUUUGCUUUCAAAGUUGGGUAUUUUAGUCGAUUUACUCAAGAGCGAAAUGAUUACACCAAAUUCAGUAGUACCAAUCAUCUCCGAUACACUAGAUAUACACCCUCUAUCAUCAGCUACUGUCAUUUUCUCAUUCCUGACCAACUUCAUGUCUUCCGACGAUUCCAACCAAGUGAAAACGAUAAGUACGCGAAACAACCUCCUCAAAACCAGCAACGAGCUGUUGAGGAGAGCAUCACGGACUAGAAACAGUGAACUAUGCGGUGAAAUCUUGCUCUUCCUCACCAGUAUUAUGCCAUUGACGGAUAGAUCAGCUACAAACUUCAGAGGAGAUAUCAGAGAGUCAAAUAAAACAUUCAUAAAUGAUCUUAUAGACAGUCCAGAUGCUGAUGAUAGCUAUAAGGAUUUUUGGCGUCUGCAAUCUUACCUUACAGACCCAAUGUCUAUUUAUAAUGGCGGGUUAGUGAAAAAUGAUGACAAGGAAGUCACGCAUAUCGAAAGUUUCAAACAGCUGUUCAGCAAUAUAUUAGAUCUUCUCGUUCAAGCAUCAGAUAAGGAGAUCAAAAUGUCUGGAUCAAAGUUAAAGAAGGACACGAAGAGGAAAGCAGACGAACUCGAGGCCAAAUCAGACAAUCAUGAGUCCAAUGAUGCAUACUUCUUCCCGGAGUAUCUCGCUCAACCAAAACUAUUCCCAUUACAAGUUGCUGAUCCAAGCUUCAGAUGCUGUGUGUUCAUACAAAUGUUCAUCAUUGUCCAAUUUAUAGUCUCCGUAUACCCUAAAGAGCUUCUCAAAGCGCCAGAAAUCAAGAACCCACAGGAGAAAAUAAUAAAGAGCGGCAUACAAUCGGACAAGCCACUUUAUGAUUGGGCAUCUAAUAAGCGAGCAAUAUUGCUUAAAUCAUUACCAAAAGUUUCACCCAAUAAUCUUGACAUUACCCAACCAAUUGUACAGCUUAUGAAAAGGGAAAAACAUUGGGUUUAUUGGAAGAUGGAAAAUUGCCCAAUGAUUGAGUUACCAAGGGAUGAUCCAGAAUUGCUCAAUAAAGCUGAAGAAUCAAGAAUAUCAAACAUUUUCAAGAGCUUAAACCCAAAUCCAUACACUUGGGGUACAGAGUCGCUUAGUGAAUCUUUCGAAGAAGGAUAUCAAGAUGAACGAGAUUUGGAGUUCUACCCACGCGCACCUGAACUCAAGCACUAUGUAAAUAUGGCAAAAUUGGAUACGAUGAAAGCCAAAAAGAGAAAGACUAUGUUAGGUUUGGAUGAUAAUGCUGAUAGCUCUGGAGAUCUUGAGUUAGAAGAGCUAAAAAGUCACAAACAGAGCUUGUCAUGGCGUGGGUUUAGAUGUGUAGCACGAAGCAACGCACCUAUAAUAGCUUCUUUACCACCCGGAUCUGACGUUGAAGGCCUCCAAGCGGCUAUUGAGAAGAGGAAGCAAGCUCAGGCACAGAAAGCUGCAUCAAAGGAAAGCUCACCGGCUAUCACGACAGCUGCAGAGAUUGUCGAUGAUGGUCAGCGGCAAGAACAGACUGAGCAAGCUGAGCUUGAUGCUGAGUCUGCGAAAAAACCAGCCAAUGGUUCCCAAAAUAAGGAAGAAGUCGAUGAACAAGAUAUUGUUGAACAACAACUAAUUGAAGAUGAAAUGAAAGACCAGAAAGAGAGACCAGAGGAAGCACCAGUAGUUCAGCCAACCAUGGAUGUGCAAGAAGAGGCGCCAAAUGAUUCGUCACAGCAGGUAGAAGAUACACCCUCUGACGAAGCGAUGAAGGAUGAGCCUAUAGAGGAGAGCACAGAGAAGCCGGAGGUGGAAGUCGUUGCAGCACCUGCUGAAGCUACAGAAAUGAAAAUAGAUGAGGAAUGA
Messenger RNA from Wallemia mellicola CBS 633.66, 2070 nucleotides. RefSeq lists its product as hypothetical. The coding region runs from base 1 to 2070 and encodes 689 amino acids. Lineage: Eukaryota; Fungi; Basidiomycota; Wallemiomycetes; Wallemiales; Wallemiaceae. The transcript has 4 exons. The record is from RefSeq and is a predicted model, not a curated record. Gene Ontology annotation, cellular component: THO complex part of transcription export complex. Gene Ontology annotation, biological process: regulation of DNA-templated transcription elongation; mRNA export from nucleus.